Messenger RNA from Prunus armeniaca (apricot), 255 nucleotides. The record is from the annotation of a GenBank genome assembly. NCBI's taxonomy places the organism in Eukaryota, Viridiplantae, Streptophyta, Magnoliopsida, Rosales, Rosaceae.
AUGAUCAUCUUACAAAUUUUGGGGGAUGCGGCUGAGGGGGAAAACAUAAAUAUGGUAGGCUGUGAGGCAAUACAGCUAGAGAGAGCUCCUUUGGCAACGCGAAACACCAUUCAAGCUAGUGGGGCUAGUGGUCAAAUCACCAUUGGUAAAGCCCUGGAGGCCACUGCUAUGACAGCUGGACAGAAGCCGGUGGAGUGGAGUGAUGCAGCUGCAAUUCAAGGUGGAGUGUCGGCGAGAAGGGGAUGCGGCUGCUAG